This is a messenger RNA of Lampris incognitus (smalleye Pacific opah), 6261 nucleotides long. RefSeq names its product LLGL scribble cell polarity complex component 1 (gene llgl1). Gene Ontology annotation, biological process: regulation of establishment or maintenance of cell polarity; cortical actin cytoskeleton organization; regulation of Notch signaling pathway. Lineage: Eukaryota; Metazoa; Chordata; Actinopteri; Lampriformes; Lampridae. Gene Ontology annotation, cellular component: cytoplasm; plasma membrane; cortical actin cytoskeleton. Gene Ontology annotation, molecular function: GTPase activator activity; myosin II binding. The record is from RefSeq and is a predicted model, not a curated record.
ACGACGCAGGCUGCCAGCCUUGCUGCUCAGCCUGGAUGGGCUAUUUUGCCUGCUAGCGUUGUUGGGAACUUCUUACAGUCUCCGGGCGCGUCUCCCUCUGUCCGCCUCCUCUCUCUCCCUCCCUGACCGGCUUCAAGAUGAUGAAGUUCAGGUUUCGUCGGCAGGGCAACGACCCGCAGAGAGAGAAGAUAAAACAGGAGCUGUUUGCCUUCAAUAAGACUGUGGAGCAUGGCUUCCCCCACCAGCCCAGUGCUUUGGCUUAUGACCCCAAACUGCUGCUCAUGGCCAUCGGCACCAAGUCAGGAGCCAUCAAAGUCUAUGGAGCUCCGGGUGUUGAAUUCACAGGCUUGCACAAAGAGACUGCCGCUGUCACACAGAUCCACUUCCUACCCGAACAGGGCCGCCUGCUAUCGCUACUUGAUGACAACACAAUUCACCUAUGGGAGUUGGUGGCCGGGGCCCCCAGAGAAGUGGGAGGGGUUAAGAGAGAGGGCGUGGUUUGUCUCCAAGAAGUGGGGAGCUACAACCUCCCAGGGAGACCGGGCAUUGAGAGCUGCAGUGCCACCCGCGUAACUGUCCUCCUCCUGCUGAGGCCAUGUGACCUUCUCUGUAUUGGAACGGAGGGAGGGGGUGUAUACUUCCUGGAUUUGCCCUGUCUCUCCCUGAGGGAUAACCAGUCACUGCUGCAGGACCAGGUCAUGCAGAGCCUUCCAGAGGACUACAGGUGUGGCAAGUCCCUGGGACCGGUUGAAUCUCUCCAGGAACACCCACAGCAGCAAGGGAAGAUUCUGAUUGGCUACAGCCGAGGCUUGGUAGUUUUAUGGGAUCUCGGCAAGCGCCACGCUGACCACUUCUUCCUGGGCAAGCAGCAGCUGGAGAGCCUGGUGUGGGAACGUUCUGGAAACUCCUUUGUCAGUUCCCAUAGUGAUGGAGGUUAUUCCGUGUGGGCUGUUACCAGUGGUGUCCUCUGCACUCACCAACCAGUGUCCUGUACCAUUCCAUAUGGCCCGUUCCCCUGUAAGGCCAUGAACAAGAUCCUGUGGAGGACAACACAGUCGGGGUCUCCAGUUCUGUUGUACAGUGGGGGGAUGCCCAGGGCCAGCUACGGAGACCGCCACUGUCUGUCCAUUCAACAGGACAAAGACCACGUCACUCUAGACUUCACUUCCAGGGUCAUUGACUUCUUCACUGUCCACAAUGUGGACCAAGAGAAAGAAUUCGACGACCCAUCAGCCUUGGUGGUUUUACUAGAAGAGGAGCUGGUUGUAAUUGACCUCCACACCCCCGGGUGGCCCUCUCUGCCCACUCCUUACCUUGCUCCGCUCCACUCCUCAGCCAUCACCUGCUCCUGCCACGCCUCCAGUGUCCCUCCCAAACUGUGGGAGAGGCUGGUCAAUGCAGGGAAGGCCCAGCAAAGACAGCAACACACACAUAGGAAUUGGCCCAUUUGUGGAGGGAAAAACAUGGCGUCUACACCCAAACAUCAGGAGCUGCUGUUGACUGGACAUGAAGACGGUACGGUGCGGUUUUGGGAUGCGUCGGGCGUAGCGCUGACUCUGCUGUAUAAGCUCAACACUGCCAGUGUCUUCCAUACCGACUGUGACCCCAGCGAUGACCCGCAGGACCCCGGCGACGACCCAGAUGCACAGCAGGAGGAAGAGUGGCCACCCUUUAGGAAGGUGGGUUGUUUUGACCCAUACAGUGAUGACCCCAGGCUGGGAAUCCAGAAGAUCAGUCUGUGUAAAUACAGCAACAAGCUGGUGGUGGCCGGGACAGCUGGACAGGUGAUUGUGCUCAGUUUGAACGAUGAACAUUCAGACCACUCGGUGGACAUCUCGGUGGUUGACCUGCUCCAGGAGGAGGGCUUUACAUGGAAAGGACACGACAGGUUGGAGCCACGCCUAAAACCUGCCCCCUUCCCUCCAGGCUUCCAGCCAUUGGUCUUAGUUCAGUGCCUGCCCCCGGCCUCGGUUACCGCAGUGACGCUGCAUGCCGAGUGGAAUCUGAUCGCCUUCGGGACGAGUCACGGCUUUGGCCUGUUUGACUACCACAGACGCAACGCCGUGUUGGCCAGGUGCACCCUGCAUCCCAAUGACUCACUGGCUAUGGAGGGUCCUCUUUCAAGAGUCAAGUCUCUGAAGAAGUCCUUAAGACAGAGUUUCAGACGCAUCCGCAAAAGCAGGGUGUCCGGCAAGAAACGCACCAUUACCACCCCGACCAGCAAGGUCCAGGAGGCUAACGCUGCCUUAGCGGAGCAGGAGGAGGUAGCACCGGUACAGAGGAGAAUCGAACCUCGGUCAGCAGAUGACUCGCUGUCCGGGGUGGUCCGAUGUCUCUGCUUUGCCGACACAUACCUGCGAGACGGUACACACCACGGUCCCACGCUAUGGGCGGGCACCAACUCGGGCAGUGUCUACGCCUAUGCCCUGGAGGUUCCAGGCGUGGGCUCGGGGCGUGCAUGUGAACGUGGCGGUGCGGGUGAGGGGAAUGUGUGCGUGGAGGCGCUGCUGGGUAAAGAGAUCCAGCUGAUGCACCGGGCCCCUGUGGUUUCCAUCUGCGUGCUGGACGGCCGGGGAAAGCCGUUACCGGACCCCUAUGAAGCUUCGCAAGACCUGGCCACCGCACCGGACAUGACCAACGCUCACUCCGUUCUCAUUGCCUCUGAGGAGCAGCUCAAGGUGUUUUCCCUCCCUAAGGUGAGCGCUAAGACCAAAUUCAAGCUGACCGCCCAUGAAGGCUGUCGGGUGAGGAAAGUGGCACUGGUGGUCUUCAGUUCCAUAGCCCAGGAGGACUACAGUGAACACACACUGGUCUGUCUGACCAACCUGGGAGACAUGCACCUCUUCAACAUACCGGCCCUACGACCGCAGGUACGUUUCGACUGCAUCCGCAAAGAAGACAUCAGCGGCAUCGCGUCCUGUGUCUUCACCAAAAACGGACAGGGAUUCUACUUGAUCUCCCCUUCAGAGUACGAGAGGUUCUCUCUGUCCGCCAAGGUCCUCACCGAACCGGUGUGUUCUGUUCGUCUGAACCGACCACUCGAGUUUACACCUACGAGUGACGGUACGACGGUACAACCGCAGGCCAAUGGAAUGCACAAGAACCAGACGGGUCAGGCGGAAGGGCAAGCAGAGGACCCCCAGAGCACCAUGUCUUCCCCCACACCGGACACCCCACUGGACUCCCCGCUCAGCUGUGCAGACCUCACCCUCGACUCCACAGGCGAGCUCACUGUGGAGGAUGUCAGGGACUUUCUAACCACUGUGGAUGAGGCAGAGAACAACCUGAGGAAUAUCCAAGAAGAGGAAGGACGAAAUACUGGCAUCCUCAUCAACUAAACAGUGUUGCAGGGAGGUGUUGAAGUGGUCUGGAGGGACACAACUGGAUGGAAUUGCAGCGCUGGACAAACACAUGAACAGAACAGCAGUGGCUACACCGCCCCCAGCCCCCCCCCCCAACCCUCACACCUGCUGUAAAGUCCCCAGCUAGCACUCCUCUCUCAGCACCUUCAACUGUCUCCCAGCACCCUGGCACAAAUUGGGGGAGCAGCCUGUAAGUGGAUGGCAGAUAACAGAAGAAGAAAAAAAAACAACAAAACUUUUCAUUUUGGAACCUCCCACAGGUUGGACUGUAUCCCUAAAUAACCACUUGAAAUGUGACAUCACUCAGCACAUUGAUAUACAGAGACACACCCCCGGUGAAUCCUGUUCCAGGUUUUGACCGUGCCCACCCAAAACAGCAUGUUUGGAUUCUUCUGGAUGGUAUUGGAACCGGAGUUUACAGUGUUUUGUGUUUUGGCAUGAUUCUGUGAGGAACAUGCUGAAGACUCUGUAGUCCAUCACGGCUUUUUGUGGCGUUGUUCCGCCAUGCCCUUUUUCACCCAACGACAAUGACCCGUAUACCUCCCGGUCAUAAACUGGUCCUCGGCCAAUCAGAGCGUCCAUGGCAAAACCUGUCAGCCAGUACGGAAAGGGCUGCUGUCUCCUGAUCUGCAGAGACAUUGGUGAGGUUUCUGUAUCUUUGCCUUUCUUUUUGCCAGAAGUAAUUUUGCCAUGUCGGGGGCUGGUUUGAGGGUGUGUUUGUGAUCGCCUUACAUUUCAAACUGGAACUGGUGCUCAUUUGCAAAAUAAACCUGGCGAUUAUUAACAUGCACAAGAAGUUGAUACAAUGGGCCGUGACGCACUCAGGAAAAAGAUGAGACGUCAUAGCCCCUUACUACAUUGGUCGAACUCCUGAUGAACUGUGAAUCUAUAGCAGAGUAAAAGGGAACAUUGUAGCAUUGAAGAGAGAGAACUUUGUGUAUUUUCCUUGUAGUGUAAUGAAGAUGUUAUCGAGGAUCUCUGAGGUAUUGGGAGUUAUAGCAUUCCUUUUUAAUCUUAGUCUAGGUGUCGGUAUAGGCAGCUGGUUUGCUUUUUGUGGACGGUGGUCCAGCUCCCUCACAAAACUCCCAGUUCUGGAGACGUACCAUCCCGUGCAGCUGUUUGACUGUGUGAUACACAUCAAAUGGACCCAGUGUUGGUGCUAUUUUCAAGAUAACAAUAUGUUGCUGUGGCACACAAGCACACCAUCAGCGAGGUUAUCCAGAUAUCUGUCUGCCCUCCUGGUAUGACUCAGAAAACAUCUCGUGAAGGAACAAACCAAGUAGUAAGAAUGAAGGCAUUUUGUAUUGAAAAGAUCUAUUAAAUCUGUUUUUAUAUGGCUUUGGUUGGAGAAUAGGGUGAUAUAUAUAUGAUAUGGAUCCACAAGGAGGGGAUGGGAGACUCGUGUUAGGUUUACCGUUUUUGACACACUGUGCUUUAGAGGAAGGAGUUUGGGUGGAAGAGAGUGAAGGAAAGCAGGCGGGUAUGUGUGACGGAGGGUGAGGAGGAAUGAGAUAAGACUUGGGGCUGAUGGUGUUUAGCCUGAAGUUGACCAGAUGCGUGGCUGGUUUCACGGACCUAGAUUACUGCUAGAUCUGACAUCUAAUCGAGAUUUGAUUUUUAGUCCUGUUUCACCAGGCAAAUUAAAUCGAGUUCAAAAUGUCAAGUCUGGAUGGAGUUGGAGAAGAGGGAAGUGAUGUCAUAGGGCUGUGAUCCGAGACUCAAAAGUGAGCAUUUAAGAGUCAGCACAAUGAGCAGGUACAUAUUUUAAGGCGUGACAGCCAUGGUAUGGAUUCUCGGAAAUCUGAUGAGUCUUCAUAUUGAUGUCACAUUGGCUAAAAAAACUGUCCUCCUCUGCAGGUUUUGUUAUGAUGAUGCGAUUUGGCCUUUCUUGUGUUUUCCUCAGAAGAGGACGACAGAUUAGGGGGGACAGGUUAAAGAUGAGAGAGCCGUGUUUACUGUAAAUGUGGAGGAAGUUCUCUGUAGGACCGCCAUAGAAAUCCAGAGAGACAACAGGACUCUUAGCCAACCUGUUGAGUGUGUGUGUGUGUGUGUGUGUGUGUGUGUGUGUGUGUGUGUUUGUGUUUGUGUGUGUUUCUAAGUUUUCAUCCCUCUUUCCUGCACAGGUCUGGUAGUAAUAGGAUAGUUGAAGAGCAAUAGACCAGAUAAGCAGAUUAUUUACGUUUGCCUAUCCAACUUUGUUCCAGUGGUGCUGAAAUGAAGGUUGUUUUUGGGUCGUCUACAAUCCUCUCUCCAUCUCGUACCUGGCAACAGGCAAGUCCUGUUGAUUGUAUUUGUUUAAAUCUGUUGGAAGGCUAGGUGUAAUGUAAUGUGGGAUAUCGAGAUGCUCCUAUGUUCAAUGGGUUUCUGUAAAGCAGUUUGCUCUGGAUAAUUCGGGGUUAGACGGAGAGGAAAAGCUUGGAUCGCCAGUAUUUGAACCCUUCUCUAAGUUUUUAACAUGUAAAAAUAAAAUAAAAAAAUAAAAAAUCUAUUUCUAAGUUUACAGCCUUGUAGUUGAGAGACAGGUUUAUUACACCAAGCCAACGAAAUUGAGUUUUAGACCUUCUGGUACCUGUCAUUCCAGCCGCCUACAAACCGCUCAGUAUUUCAUGCUUUCUGAUCACCUCAUGUAAAGAAAAGAGAAAAAAAAAAAAAGGGACCUCAUUACUUACUAAUGUAGCUGAACAAAUAGGAAUGGUAAUAACUUUUAUAUUUGUUAGUUUUUUGGGUCGUGUUGACACGCAGAAAAAUUAACCUUUUCAUGCUACAGCUGGCACAGUUUACCUUUGGAUUCCACAAACUUGUUGAAUUUGUUAGUUUUCCUUUUUUUGUGUGUGUAGAAUUUUCAUUGGAUCAUUUUGCAUUUUACGGAUGGAAAAUGGAUGUCAAUAAAGUAUUUACU